Messenger RNA from Laccaria bicolor S238N-H82, 1653 nucleotides. RefSeq lists its product as uncharacterized. The record is from RefSeq and is a predicted model, not a curated record. The transcript has 3 exons. Lineage: Eukaryota; Fungi; Basidiomycota; Agaricomycetes; Agaricales; Hydnangiaceae. Bases 1 to 1653 code for a protein of 550 amino acids.
AUGUCCAAAAAACUUGUCCGAUCAUUCAACGCCCUCCCUCGAAAGCCUCUCUCUCCUUCCGGGCUAGUCUCAAACUCGUGGCACUUUGACAUCCGCUACGUCCACCUAGAGCCUACCCCCUCGCACAUCCUCUUCCUCAUUCAAGAUGCCUCCGAAUUCUCACACAUGGAGCGUCUCCCCAUUGGCCCUCCAACGCUCAGCAGCAGCGUCGAGUUCUUCCCUGAUACUCCAGAGGAAGCUGCACCAGAGGUUGCCAAGGCACUAAUUCACGCGUUCGUCAAUUGCUUUGGCGGCCAAGUACCCCAGGCAAUCGUUCCGUGGAAUCUGACGACGGAGGAUAAGAACCUUGCAGCUGCUGUCGGUGCCGAGUUCAAGAAAUUAGGAGUGGCUUAUGAGGCGCUACAUAGGGUUGGUGUGUCCACGAAGGGCGUUAAUGAUCGUACCCAAGAGGUGUUCCAUCGACUUUUUACGGCUUUGAAGAAAGCGACGGGCUUCGAGGAUCAUAUUGCAAUUUUCAUCUCGACGCCUACGUCUAUUAUCUUUCUACCACCCCCUGCUCAGAGUCCUCGCAGGGACCAGGAAGGCGAUUUCGAGCUGGCGUUGAAGUACGUGCAGGAAUUGCAGAGGUGUCGGCCACCUGUUGAACACGACAUCUCGGAUCCCAAGGAACAUGUUGAGAAACUCACGCUGGAGAUGGACAUUAUUCAGCGACUUAUUAAAGAAAAACCCGAACACAUCGUCAAAUCCGAAGCUGAUAAUGGCAAUCCAGAUUCAGCGUUAGAUUACGGAUUACGCCUCCAAUUCGGUUUCGGCGCCCCAAGGAACCGUGCCCAAUCCCGCAAAUACUUUUUCAAAGCUCUCCUCUCCCCAAGCGCCUCUGACAUCCUCAAAUCUACAAUCCACUCCCUCCUCAUCAUUUGGCACAUGGACUCCUCGGACACCAAACUUCGCUUGCGGCACCUCUAUGCAGCAGCGCACCACGCUAACCUAUCCACCUCCCUUUGUCGUUCCCUCCUCCCCUCCCCAAGCCCCAGUGCAUUGCCUGCAUCGCCAGCUGCGUUGUUCUUCAUGAAAACGACACUUGAGCCGCACUCGAAGAAUGCCCCGGAGGUAUGUCUCUUUUGGAAGGUGUGUUGGAAGGCUUGGGAGGAUAGGAAGAGGCAGGUGGAGGGUGAGAUGGGGAAGAUGGAUGAGAAGAGGAUGAGGAGGCCGAAUAGGUAUCGGUGUGCGGCUGUUGGAUGCGAGAUUGAGGCUGAUAAGGGACAGAUGUUGCUUCAAUGUUCAGGAAAAUGUGACUCUGACAAAAAACCAAGCUACUGUGGGAAAGAAUGUCAGCGCGCAGACUGGAAGAACCAUAAGCCAUUUUGUCGACCUGGCGCCGCGUGUUCUGUUAUUGACACCGGGACCUUCAGUCACGGGACGACGAAGCCGAAUGCUCUGCAGAUACCGAUUACGGUGCCGGGUGGGAAGACGGUGUUGGUGAGUUCGUCGACGAUGGAUGCGAAGGAGUUGAAGGAGCUUAAGGGGGGUGCAGAGGGCAUGUCGGGUGGAGGGCAGACAAGCAUGUCGAUGGUGAAUUCGUUGACGGUUGAGAUGGUCAAGUUGGAUGGUGGUGAUGAGGAGGAAGAAGAGAAGGAGACUGAAAUUGAUUAG